This is a messenger RNA of Arachis stenosperma, 709 nucleotides long. Its product is annotated as non-specific lipid transfer protein GPI-anchored 16-like. Lineage: Eukaryota; Viridiplantae; Streptophyta; Magnoliopsida; Fabales; Fabaceae. The record is from RefSeq and is a predicted model, not a curated record. The transcript is spliced from 4 exons. The coding region runs from base 45 to 605 and encodes 186 amino acids.
ACAUACCUACAAUCAAAUCAUUCUUUAACCCACCAAAGACUAAUAUGGGACAACUCACAUAUGCUUUCCAAAUCACUAUGAUAUCAACCGUACUAAUUAUAAUUAUGGGUUCACUAAACUUGGUUAAGGGUCAAAUUACUACACCAUGCACAACAUCAAUGAUAACCAAUUUCACACCAUGUGCAAACUUCAUCACAGGAAGUUCAAGUAAUGGAUUAGCACCAUCAUCUUCAUGUUGUGAUUCACUAAGGUCUUUGAUGAGUAAUAGUAUAGAUUGUGCUUGCCUUGUGAUUUCAGCCAAUGCUCCAAUCCCAUUACCUAUUAACAGUGUUCUUGCCCUUUUUCUUCCACAAGCAUGCAACAUCAAUGAACUUCCUUUACAGUGCAAAGCUUCUGGCUCUCCUAUACCAGCUCCAGGUCCAGCAAUGCUUGGAUCAAAUGACCAAUCACUUCCUCCAAUAGCUGAAUCUCCACUCAGCCCACAAGCUUCUGAGGCACCCAAUUCUGAUACUUCACAACCAACAUUGGCACCACUAGAAGCAAAAUCAAAACCAUUCAAGAAGAAUAAGAACUCAAGAAAACUCCAGGAAUACAGCUACCAUUAAUAAUAAUAAUAAUAAUAAUAACAAUAAUAAUAAUAAUAAUAAACAACAAAUGGAUUCCUAUUAUUAUUGUAUUGUUUUAUCUUGUUGGUCAUCUUUGGCAUUUG